AUGCUCGCCAAAACCAUCUCUACUAUCUUCAUCUUGGCCACGCUGGCCCUCGCCGUCCCCGAGUCCAGCGAUGGCAUCGACGCACGUGACCCCGCGCCCUUCGUCCCCGCCAACGGUCCAGUCCCGGCUGGGCGUCAGAGCAAGAACCGCCGCUUGUCCUGGGACGAAUUUUGCGCACUCUGGCAGAACCAGAACUGCGGCCACUCGUGUAUCUUCUACAGCUCGCUUUGCUGCGACCAGGGCUCCGGCGCACACUGUGACGCGUAG
Vanrija pseudolonga is the source of this 267-nucleotide messenger RNA. RefSeq lists its product as uncharacterized. The record is from RefSeq and is a predicted model, not a curated record. The transcript is spliced from 2 exons. Bases 1 to 267 code for a protein of 88 amino acids. Lineage: Eukaryota; Fungi; Basidiomycota; Tremellomycetes; Trichosporonales; Trichosporonaceae.